Plenodomus lingam JN3 is the source of this 1182-nucleotide messenger RNA. RefSeq lists its product as uncharacterized. Gene Ontology annotation, molecular function: methyltransferase activity. The record is from RefSeq and is a predicted model, not a curated record. NCBI's taxonomy places the organism in Eukaryota, Fungi, Ascomycota, Dothideomycetes, Pleosporales, Leptosphaeriaceae.
AUGUCGGCUGUCCCCGCCAACACCAUCGGCCCGCUGGCAACGGCGUCUGACCCACAGCCGCCGCCGCAUCCCACAACAACAUCAACAACCCACCAACCGAGCGAGACUCGGCAAGAUGCACCGCAAGGCGAAGCAGACCACAAUCCCGAUCCAGAGUCGGCGGUGGAUCCCGAGGCAACAGACCAUGGCAAUCUGCAGUCUGUCCUGCAUCUCGAACCGGACACCAACAACAACAGCGACAACGACAGUGCCUUCGACGCCAACUCGUCCGCCUCAACCUCACUAGCUUCCUCGAUUCUCCACUACGAAUACUCCAACGGCCGCCGCUACCAUGGCUUUCGCUCCGGCGCCUACGUCUUGCCGAACGACGAGCAAGAGCAAGACCGCCUCGACCUGCUCCACCACAUCUUCCUCCUCAUCCUCGGCGGCAAACUGUACGAUGCACCCAUGCCCUCCCCUCCCAAGCGCGUCCUGGACAUAGGCACAGGCACAGGCAUAUGGGCCAUUGACUUUGCCGACGAGAAUCCCGGCAGCGAAGUCCUCGGCACCGAUCUCUCUCCCAUUCAGCCGACAUGGGUCCCCCCUAAUGCCAAAUUCUACAUCGAUGACGCCGAAUCCGAAUGGAUAUACAGUCCUGAUGAGGCGUUUGAUUUCAUCCACAUCCGAACGCUGAGCGGCAGCAUCACAGACUGGGACAAGCUCAUACGGCAGUGCUAUACACACACGCAGCCUGGCGGCUGGGUCGAGUUUCAAGAGCCGAUUGCGUUGUGCGAAAGUGACGACGGCACGUUGGAAAAGGCAGAAAGCAUGUGCCAUUGGCAAGAUCUGUGUAACGAAGCGGCUGUCAAGUUUAAAAAGGAUAUCCGAGCCGGCUCGACGCUUAAGGAGCGUAUCAUUGAAGCCGGCUUUGUAGACGUACACGAAAAGGUAGUCAAGAUUCCAAUCGGUCCUUGGCCCAAAGACCCCAAGAUGAAGGAAAUCGGGCGCUACCAGCGCGAACACGUGGCCAUGGGUAUUGAGCCCUACACUUUGGGUUUCAUCGGCAAGGUCCUAGGGUGGAGCGAAGCCGAAUGCCGCGUCCUCAUCGCAAAAGUGGUAGGUGAUGUGCGCAACCGCGCCGUCCACAUGUACAUACGAUUCUACUUUGUGCACGGGCGGAAGCCACUGGGCGCGGCCCACUAA